Molecule: messenger RNA, 567 nt
Organism: Colletotrichum abscissum
Lineage: Eukaryota; Fungi; Ascomycota; Sordariomycetes; Glomerellales; Glomerellaceae
Product: FKBP-type peptidyl-prolyl cis-trans isomerase
Exons: 5
Coding region: 1-567 (188 amino acids)
Biological process (GO): protein peptidyl-prolyl isomerization
Cellular component (GO): endoplasmic reticulum
Molecular function (GO): peptidyl-prolyl cis-trans isomerase activity
Source: RefSeq, a predicted model, not a curated record
AUGCAGGGUCUCCUCCUCUCUCUUGGCCUUCUGGCCUCCAGUGCCGUCAGCUUCGUUGCUGCCGCUGACCUGAAGAUCGACGUCACCCAGGAGGUCGAGUGCGACCGCAAGACCAAGAAUGGCGACAAGCUCACCAUGCACUACCGCGGUACUCUGCAGGCCGAUGGCAAGCAAUUCGAUGCUAGCUACGACCGCGGAACCCCCUUCAGCUUUAAGAUUGGCAGCGGCCAGGUCAUCAAGGGAUGGGAGCAAGGACUUCUUGACAUGUGCAUUGGCGAGAAGAGAACCCUGACCAUUCCCCCUGAGCUUGGAUACGGACCCCGCGGCAUGGGCCCCAUUCCCGGCGGCUCGACCCUUGUCUUCGAGACUGAGCUCGUCGGCAUUGACGGUGUUCCCAAGCCCGAGAAGAUCAUUGUCAAGGCUUCCUCGGCUGCCAGCGAGGCUGUCGAGUCUGCCACUGAGGGCAUUGCCGAGAAGGUCGCCAGCAAGGUUGCUGAGGCGGCUGAUGUUGUCAAGACCAUUGUCGCCGACUCUGACGCCGACGGCCAGGAGCACAACGAGCUCUAA